UUUUACUUUUUUUGGGGUUGACAAAUGCGAAUCCACUUUGACGUCACCUUCUCGCGACAGGUCGCGUCGUUCCAUUACGAAGCAAGCUCGUCGUCUUCCGACAAGACUCCUGACGCUCGUCCUUCUGCAAGCAGCAUCUCACUCGACGACGAUCCGACGCUGCUGCGGCUGCAACUCGAGCUCGCGCGACUCUUCCACGUCGUUCCAUCCAUGCAGCGCCUGAUUCUGCGCGGCCGCCGCCUCGACACGAACCAGACAAGCUCUACUGCAGCGACCGUGACAUCUGCAUUGGCGACUGGAGGGACUCUGACUGGAGGGACUGGCUCGCGAAAUGCUCCGUCAGCGCUUCGUUCGAGAACCGCCACGGAGAAUUCUAAUGAUGACCGAACAAUGAGGGGAUCGGACUUGGACGAACGCAACGAGCAUCGUGAUAAUCAUGAUGAUGGCAAUGACAUUGACGAUGCUGAUGGGCAGAGCGAAAAGCAGUCGCUCGACACGCUGGGCAUUGUGAAUGGCGACCGAAUCAUGCUGCUCGGCUCCACCCUCACCGACGUAGAAGAGGUGCGGCAAGCUGAGGGAAGCGCACUCAAAGCGAUUGAAGAGCGACGCCUGAUGCGAACCAAGGCCCAGUCCAGCCAAUCGCGCCGUCAAGCACCCGUGAAACCCUUCGCAGACCGUGAUUCGUCCGGUUUGGGGCGCGAGUAUGGGUUUGCCAGACUCGAGUCGUUGCCGUACUUUACGUAUCCGUCCCCUAGCGACGCUCUGGAGCUGCUUCGGCGGCUGUCGACCGAUCCAGGCAUUGUGGCAGUCGUCAAGAAGCAUCAUUGGCUGGUCGGAGCGCUUGUGGAGAUGCCGCCGGAGGGCAAAGUCGGCAUUGACGAUGUCUGCGUGCUUGGCUACAACACCAACAAGGGCCAGUCCAUUGCACUUCGUCUGAGGACUGACGAUCUAACAGGCUUUCGACAGUACAACGUGAUCAAGAAGACUCUUAUCCACGAACUGGCGCACAUGGUGCAUAGCGAUCACAAUGCAGACUUUCAUGCGCUCAACAAGCAGCUCACACAGGAAACCGAGCAGCUGGACUGGACGCGAAAUGGCGGUCACGCUCUCGGUGGCGCGCCCGUGUACAUGCCGCCAGAUGGCAAUGCUGGAACAGACCCGUAUGCGUGGGAGCGCGACGAGUUGACAGAGGAAGAUGUCAUGACAACCACUGCUCGCAGCUCUGGAGUUGCGCUUGGCGGUGGCAGCUUCCGCUCAAAUUUGCCGAGAACGGAGCUGGCUGCCCUCGCGGCGUUAUCUCGGUCGCAAGCUGCCCAGCCUCGCGAGCAGACCAUUUCGUCUGGCAAGGGGCAAGCAGCGGCAGCACCAGCAGCACCAGCGUCAACGCGUGCACCCGAUUUCGACGAGCACGCGAUUGUCAUUUCUCGUGUGAUGGUGCCAUCAUCUCCGCCAUCGCCCGUGGCACAACCUGUACACAUGUCAUUAGACGACACGCCGACUACUACGUUGCCGACCUCGUCUACCGCAAGCCCCAUGUCCAUCCACGGUCAGAACGACGAUGCCGGCUUGAUGGUUCUUGCAAACAACAGCCAUGAACCAGACGCCGCGGAUGCAACCUCGAAUUCGGUAGACCCGUUAGGAAUGGAGCUUGCAUCGCAGUAUGGAUCGCUCAACAAACUGGAACGCGCGACCGCGGCUGCCAGGCAGAUUGCCGUCUCUGCUGGUGCACAGGAAUGUCUUCGUACGCUUCAAGUCUACCUGGGAAAUGCUCUAAGGUACCCCAAGGACCCAAAGUACCACAGGAUUCGUGCGACGAAUCAAGCGUUUCAAGACCGUGUGGCGUCGGUUGAAGGCGGCACCGAGUUGCUGGAAUUGGCUGGAUUUGCACGAGAGCAGGAUGCGUUUCGGCUGUCUGCGUACGAUCCGGGUUUGAUUUGGCUCAUCAAGAAUGUGGUGGAUGAGCAGCUCGCGCACUAGUUGCCUUGGGGUUGAUAAAGCAAGGCCGACAAGCAACAAACACUCGGCUGAAAGCGGAGACGCGAAAAGCUGUGAAAACCCAGUGGCAUGUGCUUUAAUGACAGUCCACUCCUCCACAAUUUCUUGUGAAAGCAAUAAAUAACAGAAACAAAAACAAGCAAAAAAAAAAC
This is a messenger RNA of Capsaspora owczarzaki ATCC 30864, 2147 nucleotides long. Its product is annotated as zinc metalloproteinase. NCBI's taxonomy places the organism in Eukaryota, Filasterea, Ministeriida, Capsasporidae. The record is from RefSeq and is a predicted model, not a curated record. Bases 25 to 1977 code for a protein of 650 amino acids. The transcript has 2 exons.